This is a messenger RNA of Pistacia vera, 1933 nucleotides long. Its product is annotated as eukaryotic translation initiation factor 2A. Gene Ontology annotation, cellular component: cytosolic small ribosomal subunit. Gene Ontology annotation, biological process: translational initiation. The record is from RefSeq and is a predicted model, not a curated record. The transcript has 14 exons. Gene Ontology annotation, molecular function: protein binding; mRNA binding; tRNA binding. The coding region runs from base 175 to 1701 and encodes 508 amino acids. NCBI's taxonomy places the organism in Eukaryota, Viridiplantae, Streptophyta, Magnoliopsida, Sapindales, Anacardiaceae.
UUUGCGUUUCAGUGGCAAAUACCUCCUAAGCCGACGUCGUUUGGCGAGAACUCUGAUUCUUCGCGUCCACUUUCCACCGCCAACUCUCAGUCGCCGGACGAUUACCGCGCCGAUUCCGUUGUACCAUUGACAAUUGGGUACCCUCCCCUUGACAUAUACUUGCAUUUGCCUUCAAUGGCAACAGUAGAUGCUGCACCACCUUUGGAUAUUUUAGUUCGAGAACCGGAGGGUUUCUAUGUUUGGGGUGGACCACCUUUCAAUAAUGGUCAACCCAGUAUGAAGCUGGAGAAAGUUCCAUGCACCAAAGUGAAGUUCAGUGAGGAUGGAUCCAGGCUCAUGGUGAUGACAUCUGAAUCUGGUAUUGGCAUAUAUGAUUGUUGCAGCUUGAAAGAGAUAAAAUCUUUUCAAGUCCCCGCUGUUGGUGCCACCUUGUCACCAUGUGGGACUUAUCUUCAAACAUUCCAGAAAUCUUUGACACCACAGGAAAAGAAUUUGGUCUUAUGGAAGACAGACACUGGGGAUGCUGUAUAUAAUCUAUUUCAGAAGCACAUGACAAAAGACACAUGGCCAUCAAUCCGAUUUAGUUCAGAUGAAGCUGUUGCAUGUCGGGUGGCCACAAACGAAAUACAAUUUUUUGAUGCUAAAGAUUUUGCUAAAGGGAUUUUAUAUCGGCUGAGAAUCCCUGGAGUGGCAGCAUUUGAGCUUUCUAAGGCACCUGGGACACAUGUGGCAACAUUUGUUCCGGAAUCUAAGGGAAGCCCUGCCAGUGUCCAGAUAUAUGCUUGUGAUAAAGAUCCACAAAGUCAACCCCUUGCUCGCAAAAGCUUUUUCCGGUGUUCCACGGUGCAACUGCUUUGGAAUCAUGGUUCAACUGGGCUUCUAGUUGUGGUGCAGUCAGAUGUUGAUAAGACCAAUCAAAGUUAUUAUGGGGAGUCAAAGCUAAACUACCUAACAACGGAUGGAACUCAUGAAGGCCUUGUGCCCCUUCGUAAAGAGGGGCCUGUUCAUGAUGUUCAGUGGUCACAUUCUGGUUCAGAGUUUGCUGUUGUUUAUGGUUUUAUGCCCGCAAGUGCUACAGUGUUUGACAAGAGGUGCAGACCUCUGCUAGAGCUUGGAAGUGGCCCAUACAACACUAUCCGAUUGAAUCCUAAGGGAAAGUUUUUAUGUUUGGCCGGUUUUGGGAACUUACCUGGUGAUAUGGCAUUCUGGGACUAUGAAGAUAAAAAACAGCUUCGAACAACUAGGGCUGAGUUAUCUGUAACAAGUGAAUGGUCCCCUGAUGGAUGCUAUUUCAUGACAGCCACAACAGCUCCCAGACUACAAGUGGACAAUGGGAUUAAAAUUUUCCACUAUGAUGGAUCAUUGUACUUCAAGAAGAAAUUUGAGAAGUUAUUCCAGGCUGAGUGGAAACCAGAGUCACCAGAUAGAUUUGGUGAUAUUGCUGAACUUAUUAAGUCCAUUAGCACAUUAAAGGUUGACGAAUCCAAACAAAAAGGACCAGGGUCAGCCUCUAAAAAACCCGCUUCUGCUAACCCCCCUGCAGCAAAACCUGCCGCCUAUCGCCCACCACAUGCCAAACAGGCAGCUGCUAUUCAGGCCGAGCUGUUUGGUGAGAGCCCUUCACAAGAAAUGAGCAAAAAUGCUCUGAAAAACAAGAAGAAAAGGGAAAAACUGAAGGAGAAAAAAGCCGCUGGUUCGUGAUUAAAUGUCGUAUUGCUGAAAUGCCUCAUGAUAAAAUGUAGCUUUGGACUUGAGAGGAAGCUGCAGCUAACCUGUAUCACGAUGUUCAUUCAAUAUUCGUUCUUAAUGAUUUUGCCGGAAAAUUUUGAGAUGAUUUUUGCUUAUAUAAGCCUGUGAUUGUGUAUCUGGAGAAAGCUGUAUGUUGAGACAUGUAACAUUUUCGUUAAUAUUAUAUGCUAUAUUAUGGAAGUUA